AUGCCCCCCACCCCCACCGACAAGGGCUCCUCCCGCAACGCCGCAGCCCAUCCCUACCAGCGUCCGGCCCCCUCCGCCCCAGCCCACGUGUCGCCCUCUACCUCCAAGGCCUCCAAGAAGAGCAAGAAGAAGGCCAAGCGGGAGAAGAAGGAAUCAAUCGUGUGUCAACCGACAGCGAAUUCCGUCACAUCCCUCGCCGGACCCUCUCCGGACAAGAAAAGGACCAAAAAGAAGAGAAAAAGUCAUUCACGAGAGAUGCAGCCCAGUGAUGCGCCCCUUGCAGCCGUCGUUCCCGUACCACCCAAACCUGCCGCCAACGCUGCUUCGUGCCGCGACGCGGGUCCGUCUUCUAUUGCACCCAUUGUCCUCCCCAAGAAACCUGUUCUUGCCGACUCUGAGACCAAUGUACCGGUCUCCUCUCCUGCCCAAACGAUAGCGGGUGACCGGCCACAAAAGUCUAGUAUAGACCGAGAGGUCGCACGUAUGCGAGAAGAAGCAAAGCAACGCGAGGCUUCCAGACUGGAGCUUUCUCGCGCUCAUGAAGAGAUUGAACAAUUGAAGAUAGCGACAGAGGUGGCCAAGAAGCAACAAGAAGACAUGCAGAGAAAGGUGGAAGAGCUUGAAAAGGCGGCUGCCCAGGGCGAGGAGCAGAAGAAAGCCUUUGAUGGUGUCCUACAACGUCACGAUGCCACCAAGAAUGACCUUACGGAAGCCCUCUCCUGUAAUGUCUGCUUUGAUAUCUACCGGGACCCCUAUAUACUUUCAUGUGGACACAUGGCUUGCAAAGAAUGCCUUCACCAGUGGUUCCGAUCUUCAGCCUCGUUCCGUCAACCCCUCGUUUCUGGCGAGAUCUCUCCUCUCAGUGACGUUUCCCAUCGAACCAAGAUUUGCCACAUGUGCCGUUGCAACAUCGUUCGUCGUCCCACCCGCGCAUUCUUCCUCCGCACUAUCCUCGAGCCUCUCGGCCUUUAUAACAACACUAUCGAAGAGGGCAGCGGCAACCAGGCUGGGCCUUCCGAUCCUUGGCAUUUAACUUUUCCAGUCGAUCCUCAGUCUCACAAGCUCCAUGACGAGGCAGAUGGCAUUUGGCGAUGCCCCGAGUGCCUCGGUGAAAUUGCAGAUGGGGCGUGUCUUGGUUGCGAAUUGGAGUUUAGCGAAAGCGAGGGAGACGAAGAGGAUGAGGGAGAUUGGGAUCAUGCGGACGGUCGGAUCGCAAAUAUUAUGAGCGAUAUGUUUGAGGGCGUCUAUCGCCGGGUGAACGAAGGUUUGAGGAAUGAAGGAGAUGCUGGAGACGAGAGCGACUCGUCCUCUGAAUCAUCCCAUGCUUGGGAAAGGCCCAUCAGACAAAGUCCGCCACCCCGCGCCAACCCGUGGCUCGGGGGAUCGGACCAUGACGAACACUCAGGGUCCGAGGAAGACGGCUACGAGGAUUCCUUCAUUGAUGACGAUGAGCCGGAAGCGCUGAGUGGAGAGGACGACACCUUUUUGGAUGAUAGCUUUGUGGAUGAUGAGAGCGACGAGAGAAUUCCAGCCAGAGGCGGGCCGCCUCCAAGGGUGCAAACUAUAGCCAGCGAUACUGAAGAUGAGAACGACCAGCCUGUCUUCAUGGGGCGAGGGCGCAGGACGAACGGACGAGUAGUCAUAGCUGACAGCGACAGCAGCAGCGACGAAGAGGAAUGA
This is a messenger RNA of Cryptococcus wingfieldii CBS 7118, 1680 nucleotides long. RefSeq lists its product as hypothetical. The transcript is spliced from 5 exons. The record is from RefSeq and is a predicted model, not a curated record. Lineage: Eukaryota; Fungi; Basidiomycota; Tremellomycetes; Tremellales; Cryptococcaceae. Bases 1 to 1680 code for a protein of 559 amino acids.